AACCCUUAAACUGCUGGCCCUCAACUGCCAAACAGGCGUGCAAUUGCUUUAGCAUUACUUGGUAAAUGAAUUGUGUUCUCUUAUUUGAUUGUCUUUACUAUAUCCAAUCUACCGCAGUAAGUCCGGACAGGCUUUGUCACAACUGAGGAGCAUCCAAACAGCGACCAUCGAGGAUGUUUAAAAAAUUUGAUGAAAAAGAAAAUGUGUCGAACUGCAUCCAGCUGAAAACAUCAGUGAUCAAAGGCAUUAAAAACCAGCUGUUGGAACAGUUUCCCGACAUCGAGUCAUGGCUCAAUCACAUAAUGCCAAAAAAGGACCCUGUCAAAAUAGUGAGAUGCCAUGAACACAUUGAAAUCCUGACAGUGAACGGGGAGCUGCUUUUCUUCAGACAGAGAGAGGGACCAUUCUACCCGACACUCAGACUGCUGCACAAAUAUCCUUUCAUUCUUCCACACCAGCAAGUUGACAAAGGGGCCAUUAAAUUUGUCCUAAGUGGAGCCAACAUCAUGUGCCCCGGGCUGACGUCACCGGGCGCUAAACUCUACCCAGCUGAAGCUGACACAGUCGUUGCCAUAAUGGCGGAGGGAAAACAACAUGCACUUUGUGUUGGCGUUAUGAAGAUGUCUGCAGACAGCAUAGAAAAAGUCAACAAGGGAAUUGGAAUUGAGAACGUGCACUAUCUGAAUGAUGGAUUGUGGCACAUGAAGACGUAUAAAUGACGACAUCAACACCUGUAACGCCCACCCCCACCCGCAGAAAAGUGUGGAGCUCUCAACAGCAACCCAGGAGCUGCCCGUCACCUUUUUACACCUAAGGACUUAGCUGUGUAACCUGCUGAACGCUUUGAAUCAAUCGCCAAAAUGCACAAAUAAAAGAAAGAUCUUGCUUUAAA
Messenger RNA from Plectropomus leopardus (leopard coralgrouper), 892 nucleotides. It is a transcript of the gene mcts1, whose product is annotated as MCTS1 re-initiation and release factor. Lineage: Eukaryota; Metazoa; Chordata; Actinopteri; Perciformes; Serranidae. Gene Ontology annotation, molecular function: RNA binding. Gene Ontology annotation, biological process: formation of translation preinitiation complex. The record is from RefSeq and is a predicted model, not a curated record.